This is a messenger RNA of Portunus trituberculatus (swimming crab), 602 nucleotides long. RefSeq lists its product as uncharacterized. The coding region runs from base 109 to 525 and encodes 138 amino acids. The record is from RefSeq and is a predicted model, not a curated record. The transcript has 4 exons. Lineage: Eukaryota; Metazoa; Arthropoda; Malacostraca; Decapoda; Portunidae.
CUCAAGUGGAGCCCAAAUAUCCCAGACUGAGAAGAUCCAGGAAUAUCGGAAGAGCCUUCUGUGAUUCAAACGGAGGAUCCUGACGAUCCACCACCUACCAACACCGGAAUGGGUGAGAGACACACCCAAGAAGAAGGACAGGUCUCUUAUCACCAACAGACUCAGGAACUUGUGGAAGAAAAAGCAAAACCACCCAGCAUCCGUUCUAAUGAUCCGAGUGUGCAGUCAACAUUCGCCACAGUCCCAGAUGACCUGAGUAUUGGGACGGCAGCAACUGUACAAGAAGAAUCAUCUGAGAUUCAAUGGCAUAAAUCUUCCAUUGAUUCAACUCAGUUUCAUAAGGAUGUUAAGGCCCUUAUCUCAAAACAUAAUAAGAGCAGAGAUCCUAAAAAAUAUGUUGUAUUUUGGAGGGAAAUCAGUGAUGAGUUAAUAAAAAUAAAUCCCAUAUAUAAACAGUUCAGUCAUAUGCAGAUAAGAGACAGAUAUAAGUAUAUCAACAGGUCACUUAAAGACAUGAAGAAAUAAAGCAUGUUAAGUUUCUUUUUCAUAGUGUUAAGGUUAUAUUCUUUUUCAUAGUGUUAAGGUUAUAUUUCACUCAUCUG